Bemisia tabaci is the source of this 3738-nucleotide messenger RNA. The record is from RefSeq and is a predicted model, not a curated record. Lineage: Eukaryota; Metazoa; Arthropoda; Insecta; Hemiptera; Aleyrodidae.
ACGCUUCGCGCGGUAACGGCCCGUUGCGUCGGUCCGAUGAGUGUUGGAUUUUCGAGCAAUCUGAAUCAUCGUGUUUCCAAAAUAAUUUCGAGUGCGCGUUCUCUCCCUUGAAAAAUUAAUCUCAACGAAUUAUCACACCGUUGAAUAAAAAAACACUCUCGUUCGAAAAUCACUGUGCGAGAUCCGUGUUGCAUCAUAAUUUUUUUAAGAGUGCAAUAAUUUAUUUUUGCUGAGUGCUGUUGAAAUUAUCCGCGAUUAUCUGAUUUUGUGACUAACUGAUUUUGUGACUGCGCGUAUUUUUUUCGUGAUCUACCUGACCAUCAAAUACCGCGUGUAUAACCAAAAAUCAUCGCUGAAUUUCGAAUUUCCAUCCGAACGUUUAUUUAAAAAUCGUAUACUUUCGGGUAACAUCAAUCUCUGAACCAAUCGUCUGAUUUUGCGGUGAAGUGCCUUUCCACCUCUCAUGAACGGAGGAAAUUAAAGAAGAAAAAAUUAGUUCUAGAUAGUAGAAUAUUAGACCUCCGUCCUCUAAGAAGGACUAAAAGUUAGUUUUCAAAAUUUUUGGAUAAACCACAGAGCAAGAUUCUGGCCUACAACUGUUUAUUCCCGCUCUACGCGUUUAUAUCAAGCUUAAUUAGUUUGGAAGUGGACUUUAUUACGCGACGAUAGCUCAACAUGUUUUCAACGCCGGCAAAGUGUCUAUUCCUGAACAGUUUUUGGUUCAUCAACUGAAGUAUCUUAGUAAAAUAACCGACCCAAACAUCAGUUACGACGAUAGAUAUUGAAAUAUCGUUUCAUAAAAAUGUAUAGUAAAGCAUAGAUGAAUGGAGCGAAUCGCUGUGUGAGGCAGGUUGAAGUGCAAACCUCAUUAAAAAAAAAGGCACAAAGUCCAGAGAUCAGAUAGCGUCGUUUCAUAGAGAGAUAGUCAGUUGUUACUGAAUCGUGGACUGAAAAGUGCUCUGCAGUGAUUAAAUUCAAUCCAAUACUGUCGUGCGAUCUUAACCAGUAAACAUAUUCAAUUUAAAGCUCGAAACCAUUCGAAACGUCUGUGAUGUGCUAAAAUACGAAAAUUGUGUUCAAAUUGUGUGUAAUAAUAUAGUUCCACCUUCGCUAGUUUUAACUUUAAAUCGCGGUGUAGUUUCCUAAGUCUAAAAAAAGAUACUUUUAAGGACCGACAAGUUUUAGUGGAAGUUGAACUCCAGUGUUCCUGGGACGAGGAUUUGUGGAUAAAGUGGAUGCACCCCAAAACUGGAUGGACAUCGAGAAUAAAAAAGUCGAACACUGAGAAAACUCCUCUCUUAGGCCAAGCUACCUCUGGCGGUCUCAAAAUGGCGUGCAGUUCCCUGGUCGUGUGUCUCAUUUUCUGGACGGCCCUUCAGUUUGAGACCCAACCCGUCAUCCUGGCCGCCCUGGAAAACGCGAGCAACGGUGUCGUAUACCCAGUGAAAUCCAUACAGGAGUUCAUCAGCUCAUACUCGAAAGACUGGCACGAGUCGGAGCAGAGCAGAAGCCGGCGCUCUAUGCGGCACAUUCCAGUAAUAGAUUCGCACGAGCUGUCGGCGACGAUCUCCUACGCGCAGGGGCUCGUGUCCAAGUCGGAGCGACACGAGACGAGCAUCUCCAACGCCGGCGUCCACGUCCAACAGGGCACCCCCGCCCAGGGACAGUUCGUCGACUCCUUUCCCGAGACGGGCGCCCUCAGCCUCGCCAAAGACGCUCUCAUCGUCGCCAAGGCCUCCCAGUACUUCUCCAAUAAACACUGCCUCAGACUCAAGAUCGGCCCCGAAGAAUGCGCCCGUCAAAUCGCCGAGCUGUCUUUGAGCACGACGCCCUUGGGUCGGAGGUGUUCGGCGCAGUACACCAACCUGUUCUGCUCGGAUCAGUACAAGUACCGCAGCUUCGACGGCUCCUGCAACCACCGGAUGCAUCCCGGAUGGGGUCGCGCCAACACCGCUUACAGACGCCUCAUCGCAGCGGAUUACGAUGACGGCAUUUUUACUCCUCGUGGGUUGACAAGGGGCCAAGAAUUUCCAAGCGCUCGACUUUUGAGUACAUCGCUUUUCUAUGAUGAAGACCGCCCAGACUAUACACGGACUCUUGCUGUUGUCCAUUGGGGCCAAUUCAUUGCCCACGAUUUGGCCUUCACUGGAGUCUCCAAAAUGUUGAACCUGGACAAAACCGUGAGCUGCUGUCAAGAGAGCGGGGCAACCUUGUCUCCACGUCACAUUCACUCCUCAUGCAUCCCGAUCUCAGUGCCCAAAGAUGAUCCUUUCUACUCAAAACACGGCCAAACGUGCAUGAACUACGUCCGCUCUCUGAACUCGAUGCGGGCUGACUGCCACUUCGGACCUGCAGAACAGAUGAACCAGGCGACGCACCUAUUGGACGGAUCCAUGCUGUACGGAACUAGUCAGGAAAAGGCGAAGGCGCUGCGGCAGAUGAGCGGUGGCAAAAUGAAAACGCAGAUCGACAUGGACGGACACGAAUACCUCCCCGUUUUCACCCCCGACAAGAAAAUGGAGCGCUGUCAAAUUUCACGCAACUCUUCCACCUGCUACGAAUCAGGUGACACCAGAGUAAACUCUCAACCUCAGCUUACACUGAUGCACACUCUAUGGCUACGAGAGCACAACCGGCUGGCCGAACAACUGUCCAUUUUGAAUCCCCAUUGGAACGAUGAGACCGUCUAUCAAGAGGCCAGGAGAAUCGUAAUCUCUCAAAUGCAACACAUCACCUACAGUGAAUGGCUCCCCGUUAUCUUAGGACGGAAAUACACGAGCAGGAGAGGUCUGGCUCUUCUUUCUACCGGUUACAGUAAUUUAUACGAUGAGGAUGUCGACCCUUCCAUCAGCAACGCAUUCGGCAAUGCAGCUAUGAACUUCUUAGAUUCAAUGACCGAAGGAGUUGUUGGGCUUUACUCUGAGGACCGAAUCACAAACGCGACAUUCGCCUUGAAGAGUCACUUCUACAAGCCUGCAGUCGUACAACAAGAUGACAACUUUGACCACCUCAUCAGAGGCCUGGCCACGCAGAGUAGCCAAAAGAUGGACCUCAAAUACUCAACUGCUAUGACGCAAUACCUAUUCAGUGACAGCAUGGCCUUUGGCAUGGAUGCCCUGAGCCUGGCUAUCCAGAGAGGUCGGGAUCACGGUCUUCCUGGCUACAAUCAGUAUCGCAAAUUCUGUGGUCUUCCCGAGGCGCACUCAUUCACCGACCUGGAAGAGAAUAUUCCUAAAUCGAUCGUGCAGAAACUGAAGUCGUUGUACAAGAGUGUGGACGACAUCGACCUCCUCGUCGGCGGGAUCGCCGAGAAACCGGCCGACGAGAGUCUGGUCGGACCCACGUUCCGCUGCGUCAUGGGCGAGCAGUUCAUCCGGACCAGGAUCGGCGACCGCUUCUUCUACGACAACCCCAGUCAACCCAACUCAUAUCGGGAGGAGCGCUUGCACCAAAUUAGGAAGGCCUCUCUUGCUCGAAUAUUCUGUGAUAACUCCGAUAACAUUACUAUGAUGCAGAUGAAUGUGUUCCUGAGACCAUCGACGACUGACAACGAUCUAAUGCCGUGCAGUGAGGAGAUCAUCCCGAAAAUAAACCUCGAGGCUUGGCGGGAGCAGCACGUCAAACUCAACCGACACAUGUCGUGAAACACCGCGCAUGCGGACGAGCUUACUGUGAUGCUAGGACAUGAUACAUAUGUCGCUUUAAAAGUUGCCAAUACACCAAAUAAUAAAAACCAAA